Messenger RNA from Prorocentrum cordatum, 2873 nucleotides. The record is from the annotation of a GenBank genome assembly. Lineage: Eukaryota; Dinophyceae; Prorocentrales; Prorocentraceae.
GAGAUCGACUUCGACGAAGGCCUGAGGGUGGACAGUUCCACCAGGACGGGCCUCGCGAUGGCGAGCACGACUACCCAGAAUGGGACGUAUCAUAUUUGGUCGCUGAAGGACAUCAGAAGCCAUGAGAGCUUCAGUGGCGGCCAGGAUGAGUUCGAGAGUUUCUUUUUCACCUUGGAGGCGGAGGUGACUGAGAUGGGGUGGGAGUCCCUCUACGACGCGGCGGUGGGCCACGCGGGCCCGAUAGCUGCAGAAGACAUCCAGAACGCGGAGACGCUGGAGCUGAGCAUGAAUUUGAGCACGUUCCUGGCGAUGAAGAUGCGUGGGCAAGCGCAGACGAUGACUAAGUUGGCUGGUGCUGGCAAUGGGUUCGAGGCACUUCGGCGAAGCUUCGCGGAGGUGCUGCACGACUGGGAUCACCUUGUCACGCAGUAUGAGCUGGCGAGCCACGACACGAUCAGCGACAGGCUCAAGUGCGCGACCAUCUUGGGCUACGCGCCGCUCCAGAUCAGGAAGGUGCUCGACGGAGCUAGCCAGGAGGUGGAUGCGGUCGGCCAAGUUGACGCGAUCGGGUUCGACAAGCCGCGCUGCAACCUCUGCAAGAAGCUCGGCCGCACUGCCGACAAGUGUUGGUUCAAGGGCAAAGGUGGCGCCAAGGGGGGCUCCAAGGGUGGCAAAGGUGAUGGCGGCAAGGGUGGAUCGAAGGGCGGACGCGGCGGCAACGCGCCGUCGAGUGAUAAGGAUAAGACACGCCACUACUGCAAUAAGAAAGACCGCAUCAAGAUCAACUGCUUCAAGUUCAAGAAAGAUCAGGAGGACAGAAAGAAGGGCACUGUCAGCACUGUCGAGAAGGAGGCCGCCGAAGUCAACGUGCUGGUCGUGCCCAGCGAAGACGACUCUGACGAGUGCUGCUUGUGCAUGGCGUUGGAGAGCGACUACGUCGACCACGGGUCGAACGGGCACCAGGUGGGCUACGACGGCUGCGAGAGCUUCGGAGACCAGCUGGAGGACGAGUUCGCGUGCCACGCCUGCGACGACACGAUCAUCAUGGCCAUCGGCGACGGGGCCAAGCUCAAGGAGUACGACGUUGACGACUUUCUGAUGCUGGAUGGUGGCGCCGACGAGCACUGCGCACGACGAAGCUUUGCGAGGCAUAGCGCAGUGGAGCCUACGUCGGCCAAUCUGAUCGCCGCCCAGAAGCAGAAAAUCUCCCUUGACGGUGAGGCCAUGGUUCCCUUCACGAUGGGGGGCCGAGUGGUUUGCAAGGCCAACGUCAAGGUUGGCCCGUUCGCUCGGAACCUACGCAGCACUGGCAGAGUCUAUGAUGCAGGUUUUGACGUGGUUUACUCGCACAACGACGGGCGCUACGUUGGUUACUCCAAGCCUGACGGGAGGUAUGUCAAGAUCCCGAUGGUGCGGGGGAAGAACACGUUCGGGGUCCCUGCCAGCGCGCACAAGGACCUCGAGGACGCCAAGGAGGUGGUCAAGGAGACCAAGCGGUUGCUAGGCCGCUACCCCGACCAGCAGUCGGGCAUCGUCGCCGCCAACGAGGACGCGGUGAUGAAGGACGAGGGGGCCGUCCAGGCUGACGAAGCUGCAGCGCCUGUGCCUAUGGCAGAGGAUACUGGGUCGGCUUCGUCGGGGUCUGGAGGUGGCGCUCCCACCGCAGCCCCACCGGCGGCAGCCAGUCCGCCUGGGGACCAGCCAGGGCCAGGGGCGGCCCCCCGCCCUGCGAGGGACCCUGGGGGAGCAGAGCUCGGGCCAGGUUCUCGAGUCGACCUGCUCCGACAGCGCUUGAAGGAGCUUGGGGCCGCGAUCUACGGCACGAAGGAGCAGCUGUGGACGAGGCUCAAGCAUGCUGAGCUCAAGCACAAGCAGGACUUGGACUUCAAGAAGUCGGUCGAGGCGCGUUACCAACAGCAAGUGGACGGCCAGCCUGCGACAGAGGCCAAGGUCGUCGAGGCGCCCUACGCCCCAACGGAGGUUGAGAAGGAGCAACACGAGGACCCGCGCAUCAAGCAGCCCGUUUACGGCAGCAAUGUCAGAGAGGAGCUGAUUGUCUUCGACUGGGCCUUCAACGGCACUAAGGACACGGACAAUCUCUGCGACGAGGCCGACAAGGGUCUCGGGACAUCUCUCGUGGCUGCAGACCGCAGCACUGGUUUAUUAUACGGCAACGCGCUGGGGAGCAAGGCCGCAGACGAUCACACCGUGAAGCAGCUCAUGAGGUUCAUGAAGCAGCUCGCGUACCAGAAGCCCGAGCUCAGGUGCGACACUGAGCCUGCGGUGAAGGCUCUCCAGGAUAAGGUCGCGAAUGCGAGGAACGAGGAGAACCUGGAGACCAGAGUUUCGCAGGGUCGCUCGCGGGACAGCAAGCCGAUGGGCUUCAUCGAGACGCGGACCCGCUGGUGGCGAGGCCGUUUGAAGGCCAACAGGGUGCAGGUGGAGAUGAACUACGGUGCUGACGGCUACACGGCUCGCUUUGCGGUCUACGGCGUGAACUACACUGCAGCAGUGGUUCCCUUCGCUGAGACGGUGAUGGCAAGGGUUCCAGUCAGCAAGACGGGCCAGCGACGUUCGAUGGGAGGUUUGGCCCCCAGGCUGAACAAUGCGGACACUGCCUGGGCCAAGGGGAUCUGGGUCGGCAAGACGACCAACAACGACGAGCACAUCAUCCUGACGAUUGCUGGCAAGGUGACCUGCAGGACCGCCCGCAGGAUGCCCAAGGGGAAGCGCCACGACAGGGAGCUCCUCCUGAAGGUCCGCGGCGAGCCCUGGAGGGAUAAGAUCGCGCACAUGCCUCGGCCCCUCGCCAUGGACGGCGGCAGGGGCGAGGUCGUGCCGACGCCGCUGGAGGCCGUGGGCACGGACUCCAG